AUGCCUGAUGAUUCGAUAGUCCAAAGGGACCGGCGCCGCGUCAGUACGCACAUCCAGCGGAUGGAGCGAGAGGGCGUGGAGCGAGUGAAGAUGUUCGUCGUCAUUGUGAUCGCGUACCUGGUGUUCUGGGGGCCGCUGUUCCUGGUCACACUGGCACGGCCCGGAGGCUUCUCCCUGCUGCCGUCAGGGCGGCGCGCCGGUCUGCCCCACGAGGUGACCCUGCAUAUCGCCUUCGUGCACUCGUUCGUCAACCCGGCGCUGUUUCUUAUCCUGCACCGCGGCCUGCGGCGGGCGGCGCUCGACGUGCUCUGCUGCAACUACGGCGGCGUGGGCGGCGCUCACCACGGCGGGCCACCCCCCGGCGACGACCGGCGGUCCAGCCUGCGGCCGCGGCGCUCCGAGUCGGCCUGUAGCCGCAGGGACAGCGUCGAGGAGGAGACGUUCCACUCGUACCCGUCGCUGCACCGCUCCUACCUGCCGGACUCGGCCGGUGCCGGCAGCAGUCGCGGCUGUCACGACCAGCUAUCGGUCCACUCGGGCGCCGGAUUCAACAUCUGAGAGGGGCCGCGGCAGCCGGCGCCGCCCCCGCCGUUCACCAUGCACGUGUGAGUGGGUCGCUGCCGCCCCCGGCCGGCUGUGAGAGGGUCGGCUGCCGCUCCCGGCCGGCUGUGAGAGGGUCGGCUGCCGCUCCCGGUCGGCUGUGAGAGGCACCGGCUGCCGCCCCCGGCCGGCUGUGAGAGGGUCGGCUGCCGCUCCCGGCCGGCUGUGAGAGGCGCCGGCUGCCGCCCCCGGCCGGCUGUGAGAGGGUCGGCUGCCGCUCCCGGUCGGCUGUGAGAGGCGCCGGCUGCCGCCCCCGGCCGGCUGUGAGAGGGUCGGCUGCCGGCCCCGGUCGGCUGACGCUCCUGGUCGGCUGUGAGUGGUGCCGGCUGCCGCCCCGGCCGGCCGCGGCGGUGCGGCGCGGGCGCUCAGUGCCGCUCACAGCCCGUCGCCGCGCCGGACAGUGACCCGCUAGGGUUGACCCACGCCCCACUGCCCCAUCCCCACCCCACCCCCACCCAGUCCACCUCCGACGGCCGUCAGGGCAGCGAUCUGUGGUCUGGUAAAGGGUUCAUGACCCUGACCCGUCUCAUACCCAAUCAGUUUUGUAACAUGUUCGAAGGCUGAGCCCACGAAGGUGCUAUCGAUGCGCGGCGGCCGGAUGAGUGGCAAUGUGCAAUGGACGGCCGGAUUCAGAGGCUAUUUUAAUGUGAGUGAGUGAUGAGUAUAUGACAGUGCGUAUCCAUCACCAUAUGAACAGAUGGCCGUGUACUGCCACGGGAGUAUUUAGCUCUUUACGUGUAUGAAAGAUGAACAAUCUGUGUCGGCCCCCUAUGGUGCCCAAUGCGAUACUGCUGGCACUGAUUACGACGUAAUAAUUAUGUCAAUGCCCGUACUUUCCUUCGACAAUCACUGUUGAAUUGCUGUAUAUAGCGUGCUAGAGCAGAUAGUUUCUUCUGGUAUGUGUUUUGCUUCUAUGUAGCUGGUAAUAGGAUGCGUACCUAAUUUAUCAAGUAUAUCAACAUCGAUUGAAACCUUUCAGUGCAACCCAAAUAGAUAACCGUUAGAACUUUGCUAUUUGCAGACAAUGCAAUGUAUCAUGGAAGCUCAGAAUGUAUCCGAGACGCUUUGGAUACGUUCAACUCGUACUAAAGGGAAUGGUGCUCUGCCAAGGAUAUGACCCAUGUAGGCAAUGGUGUGGACGUGACCUCACGCUGGUAGUUAUGUAUGACGUCAUCGCGUCACUACCCUGUGAUGGUUGAUUGGGUGAUAGAUUCUCGUGUCAAACAAUCUCAGUGGUACCCCGCGCGACGGUUUCAGCGUUGCGACGGUGUUUGACGGUGUUACUCAUAAUUCUAGAGUUUAUGAUGUCCGGCAUGUUGGAUAUGUUCGAUGUCGCGCUUCGCCCGUUAUUGCGUGUGGCCGUGGGUCGGGUGACUGGAGGCUGCCCCUCUCUCCCAAUAGCUGUCUACCGCCCUAAUGACGUCACCCGAUCGUCACCGGUGACGUCAUAUGUGUGUUGCGAUGCGGUGGUUCACUCUGACAAAUGCUCAAUCCCUGGGUGGGCGCGCCGGUUUGUGGCGUCGUUUUUCCACGACGGGCCGUGUCUGCAGGUGUCGGUACCGGCGUCAGACGACGAAGCGUCGCUCGUGCCGGGAGACUGGGUCCGUUGCCCGCCGACUGUCCCCCCAAUAAACGGCCCAUGUACACG
Amphibalanus amphitrite is the source of this 2248-nucleotide messenger RNA. Its product is annotated as sphingosine 1-phosphate receptor 4-like. The coding region runs from base 1 to 558 and encodes 185 amino acids. Gene Ontology annotation, molecular function: G protein-coupled receptor activity. Gene Ontology annotation, biological process: G protein-coupled receptor signaling pathway. Gene Ontology annotation, cellular component: membrane. The transcript has 4 exons. The record is from RefSeq and is a predicted model, not a curated record. NCBI's taxonomy places the organism in Eukaryota, Metazoa, Arthropoda, Thecostraca, Balanomorpha, Balanidae.